This is a messenger RNA of Aspergillus piperis CBS 112811, 2031 nucleotides long. RefSeq lists its product as uncharacterized. The record is from RefSeq and is a predicted model, not a curated record. Gene Ontology annotation, biological process: carbohydrate metabolic process. The transcript has 6 exons. Bases 1 to 2031 code for a protein of 676 amino acids. Lineage: Eukaryota; Fungi; Ascomycota; Eurotiomycetes; Eurotiales; Aspergillaceae.
AUGCACUUAGCAAAGAGCCUGCUUCACACAUCUCUUUUCGCCGCUGAGGUUGUGGCCGGAGUCAGCUCGGCUAGAAGGCGCAGUAUUGUACAGUCAUUUAAUCCCCAUCGGAGUGCCAGCUCAUCAACCACGCCUCUGCAAGUCGGCAAUGGUAAUUUUGCCUUUGGCGCUGAUAUCACUGGGUUACAGACAUUUGCUCCUUUUGCUAUUCAAAGCACUUGGGGUUGGCACAAUUUCAGCUUGCCAACAACUGCCAACCAGACCUCCCCUGCCGCAGAAGAAGAGAUUUCCAAUUGGUUGGUCAUGAACCCGCAAAGACUCAAUCUCGCCAACAUCGGUCUUUAUUUUGGCGAAGACAAAGUUAUUGAAGACGAUCUUCUCAAUAAGUCCCAAGAUCUGGAUCUCUGGACCGGACAAAUCUUAUCAGAAUUCACGUACAAUGGAUUUCCAAUAUCUGUACAGGUUACCUCUCAUCCUGAAAACCCUGUUGUCGGAAUUCAAAUCAACUCGACUCUAUUAAAAUCAGGCAAAUCGGGGAUCUUUUUUGACUUUCCUUACGCUGAUCUCAAUAAAUUUGACGCACCAUAUGUGGGGGUGUGGAAUGCGACAACCAACAACACUGUCAAGAGUCACUCAUCCCAUGAUACCGUCAUUUUCAACCAUACCAUUGAUAGUAACGUCAAUCAAAUUGCAGCUAGGUGGAGCACAAACGCCUCUAUCUCCGGUCCCUUGGCUUGUUCGAAUGAAUUCGUUCUCAACCACUCCGGCUCUGAUACUCUACAGCUAGUGGUGGCUUUCCCCGACACAUAUUCCCCCUCGGCCAAAAAGGUAUCCGAUGGAUUUCCAUCAUACACCGAGCUUUCUACUAAAUCUAAAGAGUGCUGGUCAAAUUACUGGACAGCGGGUGCUUUUAUUGAUCUAUCCGCAACCAAAAAUGCAAGUGCACAGGAACUCCAGCGCCGCAUCAUUCUUUCCCAAUAUCUAGUUGCUGUGAAUGAAGCAUCAAGCAAUCCUCCACAAGAAUCUGGACUCGUGAAUAACGGGUGGUAUGGCAAAUUCCAUCUCGAAAUGACUUUGUGGCAUUGCCUGCACUUUGCUCGCUGGGGCCACUACGAUCUUCUUUCUCGAACCGUCCCUAACACAUAUCAUCGCUUCCUUCAGUCUAGCGUUGAUCGGGCUGCUCAACAAGGAUAUAAAGGGGCACGCUGGGGAAAAAUGACAGAUCCGAGCGGGCGAGAUGCUCCAGGUGAUAUUAACGCUCUUCUGAUCUGGCAGCAACCUCAUAUUAUGCAUUUCGCCGAAUACUUUUACCGUGCUUUUCCGGAAGAAAGUACCUUGAAAGAGUGGGAUGAGGUCAUAACUGCUACCGCUGACUUUAUGGUAUCAUACGCCUGGUGGAACGCUUCAAUAGAAGUCUACGAUUUAGGUCCCCCUUUAUACCCUGUCAGCGAGAACACGAACCCUAAUGUCACGAUCAAUUCGACGUUCGAAUUAGCAUACUGGCGCUUUGCAUUAGAUAUCGCCAUUCGGUGGAAAGAGCGACAGUCACUCUCUGUUCCCAAAAAUGGGACGACUGUUCGAGACAACCUUGCACCGCUCCCGGUCGUAGAUGAUGCGUACGCAGUUUAUGAAGGAAUCCCCGACAUGUGGAAAAACGAGACUACUACCGUGGAAGAUCAUCUUGCUAUGGCCGGUAUUUAUGGACUCCUGCCACCCCCCUCUACCGGCAGUCCUCUCUCUGUGAACACGACGGUGGAGUCGUACGGAUGGGACCUUUCCAUGUUGGCAAUGAAUAGCCUGCGCUUGGGCGACGUGGACCAGGCUGUUGCAUAUCUGCUGGAUUCAUACUACCAAUUUGACGAUGCAGGGUACCCGGAAGGUGGCAGCCGUGUGUCUACGCCAUAUAUGCCCGACGCAGGUGGCCUGUUACUUACAACUGCAAUGAUGGCAGGAGGGUGGGAUGGAGAGGAGGGGCCCCAUUUUCCGAAAGACAGGAAUGUGGAAGUCGAAGGUUUUUCACCGAGCUUAUAG